CAGAUUUCGCAUACAUUUCCACUUUUGUAUUCGCACUGAGCGGGAAUCGAACCCGCGCACUUCGACUCCCGGACAAAACAGUUAAAAAAAACAAGAAUGAGCAACAACCGCUGGGUCUAGUACCAAACCAGAGUAUGAGCUCCGUGUUCAAAUCCUGAUUUCCACCUGAUCAUGUCUGUAGGAAACCUUCCGCAGAAGCACGUGACUCUGGUUGGUGUAAUGAACUCAUAUCUGCAUGGUUUAUUUGAGAGGCGCUUCAACCAGACCGAACCAAGUGGAACCGGUCUCAGGAUUAAACCAAUUUCAAAACAGAUAUGGGUCACGUGACCCUGGCAGGUCAGUGCUAUAAUUAGACGCUGCUGCUUUCGCGAGAGCUGCCAAUCGAUCGGGCCAGCAUAAAGUCGCUCACACCGGGAGACCCGCCGUCACACAGGCUGGCAGGAGUCCGGUUUUCCGUGGUGACAUUUAACGCCUCACGCUGACUGAAGCGGAUCCGUGCGUAAUAACGCAGGAACAGCGCUGGAUCUGCGCUGCGGCGCAAACUCCAGUAUACGCUAGUGACCCGAGACGUCACAUGUCCUCUCCCAGGCGUCUGCAGACAUGUCCUUUUUAACCAUACCGAGCCAGGAGGGCCUUUUCACCGGGACGAAUGCUGACGCGUCAGCCGAGGAGGCAGCAGCACGCGCGGACGCGGACAGCGUCAAUGAUGAUGAAGAUGAGGAGGAUGACACGGAGGACGCCCGGCUCAUCCCCAGGUGCUCCCCGAUACCCCGAAAGCGAGGCGCGUCCAUCUACGACGAGACCGCCGAGUACUUGCGUAGCCACUUGGCUCUGUCCGCCGGGAAGAGGGUGUCAUUUUCCGACACAACAGGUGGCGACCUGGUGGAUGUGCGAGAAUUCCACGCCUUCGACUCGGACGAGGAGGAAAAUGGUGCCAAGUGGGAGGAAGAGGAGGCCAAGUAUCGCAAGCCAGAGCGGGAGCCGAGCUAUAAAGUGCACCCGGAGUUCCAGGCUCCUGAAGGCAGCCUCCUGCUGCAGGCGGUGCGCUCCAACAAGGUGGAGGUGGAGCACAUUUGUCCAUCAGAGGACGACCCUCUGGCCUUCAGCGGGCUGAUACGAGUCCUGAACGUCUCCUUCCACAAAGCCGUUUAUAUCAGAUCCACCAUGGACAAGUGGGCCUCCUACUUUGACUACCCAGCUGAGUACGUCCAGGGGUCCAACGACGUGGACACCGAUCAGUUCUCCUUCACGCUGUGCUUCACGCCACCUUACACCACGCACGGCUCGCGCAUAGAGUUUGUGGUGCGCUAUGAAACAUCCGACGGAGAUUACUGGGCCAACAACUCUAGCUUGAAUUACGCUGUCACGCUGCUCCUGUCUUACGAAGAUGAGAAGGAUGAUCCAGCUCGGACCGACAUGAACGCGCAGCAAAGAAGAAGCAUCCUGAAACCCCCCAAAGUUCUCAGUUUGAAUGAUGAUUUAGCUUCUGAGGGUCAGGAUGAAGAAGAAGCAGGAGAACCGGAGAGCUCGGAGUCGGGACUGCUCAGGCCCACAGCUGGGCGUCCUGUCUUCACACAGCCAGAGAUCGAUAUAGAGACUGCAGUCCAACCGCCCGACUACGAGCCUCCGUUUGUUGACAGCACACAGUCCACUCACACCAUGUUCCCGGGUGAACCUUGCAUGUCUUCUGACACCGACCUUCAGACUAAUUCACCCUUUGUAGCGUUCGCUGUUGAAUCAGUGCAGCUAGACACAGCACGGGCCUCUCCCAUACUCCAGGAUGAAUCGCAGAGCGUAUCAGAGCAGUCUGUGAUCAGUGCCCCCUCCACAUUUGCACCGCAGGAGUCCCAGCAAAGAUCAUGUGAAUCCCAGGAUGCUAGAGUGACAAACCCAGCCUCAGAAGCUUCUGCUCUGUGUUCUUCUGUGGCGGAGAUGAAGCUGCUGUCAACAGCAGGGGAGGAAGGACCGCCCAAACCUCCACUGCCUGCUGAGGGUUUCCCCUGCAUCAGUGAGACUGAGGGCAUUGAGCCAGAGGUUGCGGCUGGAUGGAGUGAACUCACCAAUCAGGGUUCCACACCGUCUGCAGCACACGACACCGACAGCACCCCUAAACCACCGUCUCCAGCAGAAAGAACUGUGGUGUACAUGGGAGCAGAGCCCCUCUUCACUGAGCUCACAGACAGCCCCUCGACGAACACCAGGAGCACCGCCGUGAGCCAUGACACAGCUUCACAAGAUGCCUCACCCAGGAAAGACGAAGACCGUCCUUCCCAGGACGGUGUAGUUGAGACAAAGUCAGACACCUUGUCAGGUGAUAGGUCUGAGUCUGACAUCAACAUGAAUCUGAUGCCAUGUGUUUUCUUUCUGAGCGGAGUUGUCUCCCUCUCAGUAGUGAUGCGGGAACCCAGCGCCCUCUUCUUUAUCGGAUUGCUUUUGGUUUUGCGUCGUUUGUGAUUUUUGAUCCUCAGAAAGUUUCAAGUGCCUUGCACCGAUUCAGAGAUAGGUCAGCAGGUCUAAUGCACGUGUCUCUUCCUGGAGUUGUGAGGUUUUUAUGCAAGAUCAAGCUAAAGAUUGGUCUCUAUAGCACUACACUUGCUAUCUGAUCAUAGAAUGAUUAUGUAUGUGGUGUCAUUCAAUAAUUGCUGGAUUGCACUUUUUAUUGGUGCUGUCAGCGUGGUUAAUGAGGUGGUGUAACCCGUAGACUGGCUGAACGAUGGCUGAAGCCCUUCGCUUUUAACACAAACAAAAGUAAGGAUGGACGAAGGGUUGAGGAUCACCCAACUUGCACUACACACUCUUUCAGGGUCGGCUAACAUGAAGAUAGCUCCCUGUUUCUUGUCUGGACUAAGCUCAGCCGAAGCCCAGGACCCAAGGCUCAACCACCAGAGGCUCACCAACCACCUGACCAGCUUCUCUCCCAGGUCUGACUCCAGCAGGGGGUCCUUCAUGGUCCUCCCUCAAAGUCCCGACUUACUCUGACACCUCCCCUGCUCCCUCCGGGUUGUAAUGGAGUAUUUUUCUGGUCUUUCAAUGACACGGUUCUGCCUAACAGUUUGGUACAGCGUGGUUCAGCUCAUCUGAGUCUAGUUGUGUUUCCCUGCCAGCUCUGUGAAAGAAAGUGGCUGCGGCCCUCGUAGGCGCGGGGGCGCAGCACUCCCGGGGAUGGGGUGGGGGGUGUACGUGAUCUUUACUCCACACAGAAGUAGCAUCAGGUGAUCAGUAAACAGUGCGAAGGGAUCUCCGCAGAAACACACCUCAGCAGAAAAACGGUGGUGUUGUUCUGCUCAGCUUUAUGGCUUAUUGUCCGACUCUAAACCAGGAAAUGGCUGCAGGCUGUCAAGCAGCAGGCAGAAAGCUCCGAAGCCACCUGUGACUCCGCCCCCAAGCCAAUCAGUGGCCACAGAUGCUGCAAAAUUCCCUUUACGAGUCCAUCUAUGUUCCAACCCCCCACCUACGGCUGCAAGAUGCAGAUACAAGUGGCUGAAAUUAGCUUUCUCCAUGGGCGAGGCUCAGCCUUAAAUCUGAAUUUUACAUGUCUCCAUCAGCUCAGGUGUGGAGUUGCAACUGAGACAUUUUGAUUUUAGACUUCUCCGUUGCCUGGGGAGUUUUGCAAAGCGAUUCUCUGCCAAGGCAGCAGCCCUUUUCAGGCUUGACAUAGAGCCCUUGCAUCAACGCAUCAUGGCGUUGUGUCUCUCUGUCUCAGAUCAGACUAAGAGGAGCACAAAUCAGAGCCGCUGCUGCUGCCUCGAACAAAAGAAGUCAGCUGGAGUGGCUAGGCCAUUUGAUUGAAAUGCCGCAUGAUAACCUUGAUCAACAAGUUUCCCAGGAAGGAUAGUCCCUCGAGAGAUGAUAUGUCUUCUCCUGCCUAUGACCACCAGGGGGUACGAGGGCCUCCCUGGAUUCCUUACCUCUGUAACAUGAGAUCAAACGUUUUCACCCACUCCAGUUGUAAAGAAGAGGAGCCACGGUUUUACGGGUGUGUUGUAUUUCUGGGGUUAGGGUUUCAGAGUCACUCAGGAGCUCAGGCUGAAAGACACGCCCACUCACUUUCGCACAAUCACUAUUUUCUGAGCAUUAAAUGACAAUUUUUUUAAACAAAUUUGAAAAAUGAACAAUGAAGCAACAAAGGACGAACUGUGUUAAUCCACCAAAGUCAACAGAUGGAAGAACUUGUCUUAGAUGUGUUUUAUUCUUUAGUUAGAACAAUUCUUUUACAGUGACGAGCAUGGCCCAAGACAUUCUAGCAGCCAGCCACUAGGGGGCAGUUGUAUGAUUUCAGCUUCCACUUUUGUGUUUGUUCGCCUGUAUUUUUAUGUGACGAUAGCAGAAACAAGAUGGCAGUUAGAAAGUGCCUUACCUGUCUUUAAAUUAAUUUACAUAAACAGAUUAAAAGAGAUUUUUCUUCUUUACUUUCUUUUGAAUGAUAUCACCUAAAGUAAAUGCUGGAAAUGUGUAGUUUUUGACCAUUUAAGGCAAAAGUUGUGGUUUUAAAAAUUCUCCAACGCUGAUGUGGGCUUUUAAGUUUGCCAAUGAUCUCCGGAUGGCCGAAUAGCCAAUCCCUGACACAUAAACCAUUUUUUGCCUUAGUUUACUAUUUACACUCUGCAACCUACUAGAUUUUAAAGGAAAAAAAAACAAUGAUCAAAGAAAUGUUGACGCCUGUUUAGCAGAGAUGGGAACUGUAGCAUGAACAAGUCAACUCCGUGCCAUGGUUGUGUUCUGCUCAGCGACUGAACCGGGUUCAUUCACUGUGCUGACUCAAAUCUCCUGGUUUAGUUGCUGAACUGAGGCAUGGAGAUGACUUUUUGAUGCUACGAUUCCCCAUCUCUGCUCUGUAGGUCUAGUAACAAUAAAUUCGAACUAAUUCAGCGCUUUGGGCUUCCUGACAGGGUUGCGGAAGGCGCUUUAUAAAUAAAGCUUUGAUUGAUUGAUUGAUUGAUUGACGUUAAAGUCUGCAGGAGUUGUGCCAAAAGACGGCACCCCUGCAACAUAGAUAUGCAUGUAGGCAUGGACGUAAUUUUCACUUUAGAAGU
Molecule: messenger RNA, 5033 nt
Organism: Nothobranchius furzeri (turquoise killifish)
Lineage: Eukaryota; Metazoa; Chordata; Actinopteri; Cyprinodontiformes; Nothobranchiidae
Biological process (GO): regulation of glycogen biosynthetic process
Cellular component (GO): protein phosphatase type 1 complex
Molecular function (GO): protein phosphatase 1 binding; glycogen binding
Source: RefSeq, a predicted model, not a curated record